This is a messenger RNA of Doryrhamphus excisus (bluestripe pipefish), 3126 nucleotides long. RefSeq names its product cilia- and flagella-associated protein 99-like. Lineage: Eukaryota; Metazoa; Chordata; Actinopteri; Syngnathiformes; Syngnathidae. The record is from RefSeq and is a predicted model, not a curated record.
AAAAACUCAAAAUGUACGGUAAAUACGGUCCAAACACCCCAACAAAGUAGAUAUAUUCAGAGGAUAACGACUAAUUAUGUUUCCUGCCUGUGUUCAUUGAAUGACUAAACCGAAGUUGACGACAUUCACGUCAAACUUGUACUUCCUAAUGACGUCGUCUCGUGCUGCUGUCACAAUGUUGUCCAAUAUGGUCCAAUCUACAGGAUUUAUUUCAACAACAAUUUCAACAACAAAUAUAGACAUAGACAUUUUUAUACUGAACCUAAAUCUGAACUAAUAUAUCGACUUUGUGGUUGUUGACACGAAAAUAUAAAUACGUAAACCAAAAUACAUAGUCGACGCAUUUCCGAUUGAACUCGAAGGCGGCGCAAUAUUUUACGUAUUUUACGUAACAAUAAAUAUGUCACACGGUACGUCAUUGAUAUAUACGACAUCCCACCGUGGGCAAUUUACGCAUACGUCGCUAAAUGUACCGUCAUUCCUUACAUGUGUGUAAAGCAAAAAAAAAUGUAUUGGACAUUUUAUAACCAUUCUGAUUUAUGUUGAAUUCAUCACAAACGGGAUUUCCUUGUGUUAAUGGAAAAUGGCACAAAACAACGCGGUACUUGUGAAACAGGCUAUCGAGCUGCUGGAUAAGUUUAAUGCUGGGGAACAGAGUUUGGAUGACUUUAUUGAAGAGGCAGCCAAGGAUCUGCAGAAUAUGGAACCUCAGCAUAUGAAGUUCAUUCUUGAUCUUGUCUCCGGAUGCACUGAGUACAAGAAACUACUGCAUGUAGUUGUCGAUCCCUUCUACGGCCAGGGUGGAAAACUCAUAUCAAAAUGUUACCACAGUCAUUUUGUUGUGAUCUGUUACCUCACUAUAUUCUACUUUGAUGAACUUGGGCUUCAGGAUUUCAGCAACAUUGUCAAAUCUCUGGAUAUUAAGAAAAUGCACAACUUUCUGAGUUUCUUCUUCACAAACCUCACCACUUGGAUACAGGAUGAGUGGAAUAGCAUCUAUGAUACUGCGUAUGUGAAAGAGCACUGGAUUGAUCCUCUGCUGGGGAAGUGUUCUCAGAUCGAGACACUUUUGGAGAAGCUUGCCGCGAAAGAAGCCGGAGGGAUGCGGCAACAAAAAGCUCCUUGCACGACGACUAAGCUUGAGGGGUUCUCAUUUGUUGUUAAACCCAAAGUACCAUCUCCACCUAAGCCGAAGUGCAGCCCUGUUGAGGAAAAAUACAAACCGGUACCAAACAGCACUUACAAUACUCCAAAGGAGAUCCAGAUCUUAGAAGAGAUCAAGCAAAGGAACCGUCAAAUGAGUGAGGCGCUAAUGCACAAGGCCAAUAUGACACAGUUCAGAUUUGCAUAUCUGAAGAAGUCUGACCUCACACAGAGAGUGCUGAAACAGAUAAGUGAAGAUUUGGACUCAAGACUUCAGUUUGAUUCAAUUCAUGCCCUUGAUCCUCCUUUCUUUAAGAGCAUCCCUCCUAUCAAACUCAACACUGCAGCUAUGCUAAGGCGGCGAGCUCUAUAUGAUCGCCAUGUGGAAGAAGAGCUGCAGAGAAUAGAGAAUUUGGCGGAGGGGGCGCAUGAGCCCUCAGCCUUGCUUCAGAAGCAGAGAGAAAUACAUGAGAAGGAACAUCACGACAGGUGGGCCAAAAUUGAGCUGAAGCACGCCGAAGUCAUUCUCAGCCACUGGCAAGCCGCUUUGGCCCGCACGCAAGCCGUAGAACGGAACAAGAAGGCUGCUCAGCUCAAAAAAGUUGAGACAGCCAAACGCUGUCAGAAAAAUGAGCAGAAAAGGUUGGAGGAAGAAAAAGAAAAGAAAGAUCUGGUGCAAAAGGUGGUGGAGGGUCAUAAGAACACCAUGAAAGUGAAAGAAAAGGUGAAGAAAUUCAAACAAAGUGUUGUCAAAGAAUUCUCACAGCACAAUCAAGAGCUUCUUCGUCAAGCACAAGAGGAAGCCCAGGCAGCCCUCAGCAGGAGGUUGGACAUCAUCAAUGAAACGCACACCAUGGAAUGUCUUCGUAACCUUCGAGGCAAAACAUUUGACGACACGGAGAUUGCAGGUCAUGAGCUCCUAGGAGAGAUGUCCUACGCUGAGCUGAAGGAGCGUCUGUUCCUCACGAAGGAAGCAGAGAUGAAUGAAAAGCAGAAGAAGCGAGAGUACAUCCAGGUGGAGAAGCAGCGGAAGAAGCAGCUGCUGUUGGAAAACAUGGGCACCAUCGAGCUCCAGACUAGGGCCAUGGCAAAGGCGGCUGCCAUCAGGAAAGACGACGAGAAACAAGCCAAGCUCCGAUUGCAGAAGACGGCAACUCAGGACAAGAAGGUCUUGGCCUUGCAGAAGAAGAUUGAAGAGAUGAAGCAAGAGUGCCAAAAAGUGAGGCAAAGUGAAAGCAUCAAGGUUAAACUACCGAAGCAGGCAGCAACACACACAACUGAGACGCACAGAACAGAUGGGAUGCAGAAGAUAAAUUGGGAGGACUUGGAGAAGCGCUUGGAAGACUACAUCGAGGGAAAAGACCCUCAAAGAUAAUACAGUAUUCAGUUUUGAUUAACAAUACUUUAUUACAGAGGUGUAAAACUGCAGUAGUUACAGUAUGUAGGUGAAUAAGGUAGUCAUGCAUGUGGUAAUGGUAAUGGUAAUGGUUUUAUUUCAUUUGAACAUGCAUCAGAUUACAAUUGAAUGCAUCACAUAAUCAGUUCACAGUUCCACAUGUCCAAAAGGAGUAGGAAGAAGCAAAGCUUAUUAAAUCCUACCCCUCCAUCUGGUACUUUUACAAUCAGUAACUGUUACAUUUGUUCACUUCCUGCUUUCCUAACAUAAUUUUAUUUUAUUGUAUUUUUUUAAUUAUUUUAUUUAUUAUUGUUUGUUUUUACAUUUUUUAAUGGUUUUAUUUAAUUUGAAAAUGCAUCAGAUUACAAUUGAAUGCAUCACAUAAUCAGUUCACAGUUCCACAUGUCCAAAAGGAGUAGGAAGAAGCAAAGCUUAUUAAAUCCUACCCCUCCAUCUGGUACUUUUACAAUCAGUAACUGUUACAUUUGUUCACUUCCUGCUUUCCAUAAUACAGUUGUUUUUUUUUAUUAUUUUUUUUUAAAUAAUGCACCUCGUACCAAAGUACAAGGUGAUAUGACCAUACAAUG